This is a messenger RNA of Cyprinodon variegatus (sheepshead minnow), 2003 nucleotides long. RefSeq names its product UDP-glucuronosyltransferase 1-1-like. The transcript is spliced from 9 exons. The record is from RefSeq and is a predicted model, not a curated record. NCBI's taxonomy places the organism in Eukaryota, Metazoa, Chordata, Actinopteri, Cyprinodontiformes, Cyprinodontidae. The coding region runs from base 337 to 1995 and encodes 552 amino acids. Gene Ontology annotation, molecular function: UDP-glycosyltransferase activity.
UGCAAACACUCCUGAACCCACUGAACUUUACCUCAGUUGUUCCUUUCAAACAUAGAUAGCAGCCUUUUGUUUAGUUUCUUUGUAAGCGGCGGAUACAUAUUCUAAUUACUUAGUAACUAAAGAACAGAGGCUCCUGACCUUUACCUACUGAGGACAGAUAGUGCUCUACUUUCAUUUGAGGACUUUGAACGUACACAACUCUAAUUUAUAGAGGAGCUUCAGCAGCUUUAGGACCAACAGCUUUACUCUUGCUUUUUUAGUGCAGAGGAAAGAAGGAUUUUCAGAUCUAUUUUUUUAACAAUUGUUCUCAUUGCAUUGGAGAAGGAAGGAAGAGGGAUGCGGCAAUCGGUUGUGUUGGUGUUAUUCCUUCUGAGCAUGGCUUUAGAGGACCGAGCGGCUGCAGAAAAAGUAAAGGACUCUGCAGAAACCCCCAAGCUUGUUAAACCAGACAAAGUUAAAGAUACCAACACUACUGUGAAAAGCAGCUCUUCACCAAAGUUUUUAGGUAACCUGCUGGUGAUACCCAUGGAUGGGAGUCAUUGGGUGGGUAUAAAAGCCCUUGCACAAGAAUUGGGUCGACGCGGCCACAGGGUAACUGUUGUGAUUCCUGAGCACAACCUACGGAUGGGUCCUGGGAAAUACUACGAUACCAUCUUCUAUCCGGUUCCUUAUGAUAAGGAACAUGUUAUUAAUUUGCUGUCUUCACACAAGGAUGUCUUAGAAAAAUCAGUACAGCCGUUCAUGGAGAAAAUAAAGGCAAGAUUCACCCAGAUUGGAAAAACCAGCAAUUUUCUUCAUACCACUGCAGAGAGUCUGCUGUUUAACACCAGCCUCAUUCAUCAUCUAGCAGAGCAGAAGUUUGAUGCGGUCCUCACAGAUCCAAUGGUCCCAACAGGUUCAUUCAUUGCUCGGAAACUUGGUGUCCCUGUUAUUAACUUACUGAGGGGGAUCCCCUGUUUUAUGGACCUGAAAGCUGCAGGCUGCCCUGCCCCACCAUCCUAUGUGCCUCGAUUUUUCACUGGACUCACUGACAAGAUGAACUUCAAGGAGAGAACCAUUAACACUUUGGUGGCUUUACUGGAACCGUUACUGUGUCGGAUUCUGUACUGGCACUUCGACCAGACAGCCUACAAAUUUCUGGGAGAGAAAGUGGGCGUCGCAGAGAUUCUUUCAGAUUCUGAUAUCUGGCUGCACAGGAUUGACUUCACGCUGGACUCUCCCCGCCCUCUCAUGCCAAAUACUAUUCUAGUUGGUGGAAUAAAUUGCAAAUUGAGGAAUCCUCUUCCUGAAGAUUUGGUGACGUGGAUCUCAGGGGAGCAUGGGUUUGUAGUGUUUACUCUUGGCUCCAUGCUUUCAGAACUGCCAGAAUACAUCACGUCUACCUUCCUAGAAGCCUUCAGGCAGAUUCCACAGAAGGUGAUAUGGAGAUACACUGGUAAAGUUCCUGGCAAGAUCCCAGAAAACGUGAAGAUGAUGAAAUGGGUACCUCAGAAUGACCUGUUAGCUCAUCCUGGGGUUCGAGCUUUCAUCACUCACGCUGGCUCACACGGCGCGUUUGAGGGUUUAUGUCACGCUGUUCCCAUGUUGAUGGUGCCGGUGAAUGCAGAGCAGCCCGACAACGCACAGAGGAUAGCCAGCAGGGGAGCAGGAGUGGUGCUGGAUAUAACCUCCAUCACCACUGAGAGCCUGCUGCAGGGGCUGAAUGAGGUCAUCAAUAACCCCAGGUACAAAGAGAACAUCAGGCAGCUUUCAGCCCUUCAUAACGAUCGCCCCAUGGACCCUCUGGAUCUUUCAGUUUACUGGACAGAAUAUGUGAUGCAACAUAAAGGAGCGAAACACCUCAAAGCUGCUGUUCAUGACCUUAACUGGUUCCAGUACUACUGCCUGGACAUUGUAGCACUGCUAGCCACUGUGCUGCUGGUUACUGUAACACUGAUAUUUAAAUGUCUGAAACUCUGCUUCCGGAAACUGGGCAGGAAGAAGAAGCAAGAGUAAAAGGAUCC